Molecule: messenger RNA, 1082 nt
Organism: Carya illinoinensis
Lineage: Eukaryota; Viridiplantae; Streptophyta; Magnoliopsida; Fagales; Juglandaceae
Exons: 1
Coding region: 402-980 (192 amino acids)
Source: RefSeq, a predicted model, not a curated record
AGUCUCAUGUUUUCUCAUCACAAUCGCCUUUCACAGACCUCUAAAAAAGACAACAGUUUGAAUCUUCCACUACACAGACAACAUUUUACUUCCUUGUUUUGUGUUGCAUUGCUUUGAUCUCCACUGCAUCGAUCAUUGAUUCAUGAAUUCUUUGGCAUUCUUCUAACCCAAAAAGUCAUGGCGCAUGACUCGAACCCAUCAACUGUCUCUCUCUCUUGGCCCACCAACCCCUACUUCUUGCCUCCAAUCUCGCCAUGGCCGCCUCCAUUCAUUUUCUUCAUCCUCUCCACACCUAUAUAUAUUUCAGACACUUCGGGCUGCAGUUAAAGAAUGCCAACAGCCUGAUCAAAGCACAAAGAGUACUGUAUUAGAGAGAGUUUUUUUUUUCUCGGGAAAGAAAAAUGACUGUAGAUGAGUCUUUUACGAAACCAGGAGCAGUGCCAUUCAAGUGGGAGAUCAAGCCCGGUGUUCCAAAGCUCCAGCACCAGCAAAAACAGCCAGUGGUGCUAUCUCCGCCGCCUCUGCCGCAGCCUCGUAACUAUCACCGUACAGUACUUCCCACACCACCGCAGAAGCUUCGGCCACCGCCGUCGUCUGGGUCGGCUUACUUUGUGCCUCCGUUGGAGUCCCCAUCUCGGGUCCGCUCUUUCCGGUCGUCCCCAAGGAUCCGGUCUGAGCGCUGGAGGUUCGACAGACAAACCACCGCCCUGGUUAGGCCCGAAGUGGUUUCGCCUGGAUGCUUCCCGUCGUCUUUUCUGAAGAGGAGCAAGACGGGAAAACAGACGCUCCCGAAGCCCGGACUCGCUUCCGAACCAGACUACAGUUCUGAUCUCGAGACGCUGGCCCGGUGGUCCGUGUCAAGCCGGAAGUCGCUCUCGCCAUUCUCCGAAUCUCCGUCGACGUCGUCCUUUUCGUCGUCGUACCAUUCGUCGCCCCGACCCGUGGGUGAUGCCGAGUGGGCCGGGUUCGGACUUUUCUGAAUGAUGCCGUUGGGGCUUUGAUUGUGUGGACUUUUUUUUUUUGGUCGCAUAGUAAAAUCGUAAAGAGCUCAUGAUAUAUAAUAUAUACAUAUUUUAAAUUUU